AUGUCGCUCGAGCCGACGGGAAGGACUUCUACCUCUGGUUGGAUUGCAGACUGGACUGCCAGGUCCCGUUGCGGGCAUUUGUGGCACAAGGUUUCCGGACGUCGAGUGCCACAGAUACAGUAUGCUGCUCUUUCUGGUCGACUUGACCACCUCCUCGAUUAUGCAAACAAAAGGGCCAGCGUAGAGGCCAUUAUGGUCUUCCCUACCCCGCCUCCUCUCAUUGCAGCUGCGCAAAUUCUAUGUGCUAUUGAAAAAGAGUCCCCGCAAUACAGGUUGACCAAAUACAAUUGCUGGUUCGUCGUCUCUACUGUCCAGGAAGUGUUGCUGCUGAGGUUUGGGGCCAACUAUGAGCCAUCUCAUGGUUAA
Cantharellus anzutake is the source of this 366-nucleotide messenger RNA. RefSeq lists its product as uncharacterized. The coding region runs from base 1 to 366 and encodes 121 amino acids. Lineage: Eukaryota; Fungi; Basidiomycota; Agaricomycetes; Cantharellales; Hydnaceae. The record is from RefSeq and is a predicted model, not a curated record. The transcript has 3 exons.